UCAGGAGACAGUAAUUGCUGUUUUUCUCCACUAUCAGCUGCAUGUGUUGUUGUUGUUAAGUAAAAACUAAGUUUUAAAAGCAAAUUCAUACUUUAGUGAUUCACUUGAGGAUCACUAUCCAGAAUAACAUGCUUUCUCAAAGGAGCUGACAAAAAGAGGUGUCCUUCUCAAAAUCAUGUAAGUUAUUUCUGUUUUACUUACAGAGCCACCUCUUAUACAUUUUUUAUUUUAUUUUAUUUUUUUAUUAUUAUUAUUAUUAUUUUUUUUUUGUGCUGUCUAAUAUUGGUCUAGUUUUGGUCUUUCUGAUAGACCUAGUCAAAGUCAUUGUUAUUUUUGUGAUUCUGGAUGAUCAAGGAAGCCAUUAACCUUAUUUCAGCCACAUUUUAUGAUUUAUAUUUAUAUUAUAAAAUAUGAUCAAUGUGUUAUACAUGCUGAUGCUGAAGCACAGAGUGCAUUGGAGUCUUUUGAAAAUAUUAAAAUAAAUUUGAGAAAGUUUACGAACAAAAGGGAAACGAGUGCAUAGUGUGCAUGCUUGCUGACGUCACAGCUGAUUUCAUUUCCUCAGACGUAGCAGUUUAAUGCAAAGGAGUUUACAAUACCUUAAGUUUACGUGCAAUUUAACCUAAGUUCAAAAACAUUUGUUUAAAUACACUAUAUGAUAUUAUUAGGGCAUCAUGAAAUUCAGUUGCUGCUUCAUCUGUGUAUUCACAGUGCUGAUAAACAAAGUGUGUCUAGAGGUCACCAUAGUUGCUGUUACUGGUGGAUCUGUUAUCCUGCCGUGUUCUUCAGCUAAACAUAGUCAUGAACUCCAAGACAUUAAUGUGCAUUGGAGACACAGUGGCAGCACAAUUGUGUAUGAUAUAACUAAAGGUAAAGACUUAAUAGCAAAACAGGAUCAACGGUUCAAGAACAGAGCUGAAACUUUCCCUGAUGAGUAUGUUAGAGGAAACUUCUCCAUCAGACUCAUCAAUCUUACUGAUGCUGAUGCAGGAAAAUACAUCUGCUACAUCACACACUCAGAUGAAUGGGAGAUUGUGCAGCUGAUCAUCAACGGAACCAAAUCAACUGUCCAAGAAGAUCAAGGAACAGAUACAGGAGCAGGCAGUGUGAGGACAUCAUUGUUCUGGACUGAUGUCAGAAGAGCACAACUAACUUCUGCAUAAAAUACCAGUAACUCCAGAGCCCCCAUACUGGUUUAAAGUAAUGCCUCAUGUUUUAUUACAUACAGAUAAAUGUGUGUUUUAAAAUAAAUUGCGAAUUCACAGCUUAAAAAAAUAAUUGACUUAAUAUUUUACAUAUAUUUAGUAGUACAAUCAAUUUCCAAAAUUUGUUUUCUACAUAUGACCUUCGACCUUUUUUUUAAGGAUUUUUGGCAAAAAAUAAUUUACCCUAUUGGGACAAAGUCAGUUAACUGACUUUGUCCCAUUAGGGUAAAUUAUUUUUUGCUAAAUUGUCUUAAAUUUCACACACAAUCAAAUGCUUUUUCUGGAAAAAAAAAAGAAAAAAAAAAAAAAAAAAAAAAGAAAAGGUCUUAAGGUCUUACUGUUUCAAAAAAACAUUAAAAAUCUUUAUGAUUUAUUUGAUAUGGAACUCACAAGUAAAAAUGUCUAAAUGACACAAAUUUGGAUGCAAUUUCACUGCCUGGAAACCAUGUCUUAGUGUUUCAAAAGCAUUAAAACAACUUUAACAUUGUGUUUCAUCUUAAAAUUUCAAAUUAAUUAUCGUAGGACAAGUGAAAGUCAACACGAUUCUUCUUUUUCCACACAUAUUCCACACAUAAGCAGAUUUUGACUUGUGCAGUCAUCAUUAGUAAAAUUGGCAAAAACCCCCAAAACAAACAAACAAACAAAAACACUUCAGAAAACAUUUUUGGAUGAGCAAUUAUAUUUUUAUAACUUAGAUGUAUAUGUAUUUUUUACUUUUGAGCAUUGAGAGCAUGUGACCUGACAUGUCUCCUUUGCUACUGUUACCAAAAAAUUGAAGCACAUGGCAAAUAAAUGUUAAUAAAUGUUAAUAAAUGGGGUGUCAUGUGACAUCACUACAAUUAAAUUUCAUUGGUUGAACAUUAAUAUUGUAUUUAAAUUUUCUUAGCGUCAUUUAUAAAUGACCAGGUCUCCUUUUCUUCUUACUGUUUGUGGUGAAAGAAAGCAAGCUCUUUUUUUUUCUUUUCUUCUUCUAUUGUUAUGUUGCACAUCAGCAACAUAUUAGUGCACUGCUGCCUCUCACUGGUGUAUUUAUGUCAUUGCUUCCUUUGUGGUUACUUGGAUAGUUUAAGUAAGUCAAAACAGCAAGUAAGUUGUUUUAUUUGCCUUGAAAGUAGCUGUAACUUAAUGAAACCUAGUAAGUAUAACAACUAAGUAAAGAUAACUAAUUAUAUCUAAGUAAGAUAAACUGUUGGAUUUUACAGUGUGGGUCAUCGUGUGACUUUCUCAUCACCACUGCUUUUGCUGGUUAUCAGUGUAUUACAAAGGUACAAAGGUACCAAACAGAUUUCAGUACCUUUUAUUUUGGAUGUGAUUAAUCACAAUUAAUCAUUGCCCAGCACUAUUUAGAACAUGUUUUCUGUAGUCAUACACUACAGGAGUAUAAAUGAGGGUAUAGACAUUCAAAGCAAUAUAAAUGUUUGUGAAGGAGCUUAUACAUGCAUCUGAAAACUUGUGGAGCAUUUUGACGAGUUGAGGACAACUGUGAGAACUGAGACACAGAAAUGUUUAGAGGUACUGGCACUCAGUGGUUAA
Messenger RNA from Labeo rohita (rohu), 2738 nucleotides. Its product is annotated as V-set domain-containing T-cell activation inhibitor 1-like. Bases 675 to 1163 code for a protein of 162 amino acids. Gene Ontology annotation, cellular component: external side of plasma membrane. The record is from RefSeq and is a predicted model, not a curated record. Lineage: Eukaryota; Metazoa; Chordata; Actinopteri; Cypriniformes; Cyprinidae. Gene Ontology annotation, biological process: immune response; positive regulation of T cell proliferation; cellular response to lipopolysaccharide. The transcript has 5 exons.